AAUUGAGAUCUCUCCAAACUCAAUUGUCUCGAGUUACAAACGCGUUAGCUUGAUUAGGGCUGUGUGGUUUAUUUUGACGGAUGCGCGAGAGUUCAAGUCUAAUUGGCAAAGUUCCUAAAAAUGGCCAAGAAAGCAGCAAUGGAGAGUUUGACACAUGGGGAGGAUAAAGUGCGCAUGAAGAAGCAACUUGGUCUGUUGGAAGGAGUUGCCAUUAUUCUAGGGAUCAUCUUUGGUUCAGGAAUAUUCAUUUCUCCAAAAGGAGUGAUACAAGAAGUAAACAGUGUGGGCUUGUCCUUGGUUAUUUGGGUAUUGUGUGGUUUGUUGUCUAUGAUCGGUGCCUUGUGUUAUGCUGAAUUGGGCACGAGCAUACCUCGCAGUGGUGGUGACUAUGCUUACAUUCACGAAUCCUUUGGUGAUCUUGCUGCUUUUCUUUAUUUAUGGGCUGCCAAUUUAAUUUUCGUACCAACAACUAAUGCAAUUAUGGCUUUGACCUUUGCAAAAUAUGUGCUUCAGCCGUUCUUUCCUGAUUGUCCCAUUCCUGAUGAAUCUGUUAGAUUAUUAGCAGCAGUCACGAUAUGUUUUUUAACAUACAUUAAUUGCCAUGAUGUCAAAGAAACCACAAAAAUGCAAAACGUCUUUAUGUUUGCUAAAGUAGGAGCAUUGGUGAUCAUUAUUUUAGCAGGAUUGGCUUGGGUGUGUGUGGGUCAUACUGAGAAUUUUGAGAAUGCGUUUGAGAAUACAAGCUCGAGUCCAGGGAAAAUCGCUGUGGCAGUUUAUUCUGGCAUAUUUUCCUAUUCUGGUUGGAACUACCUUAACUUCAUGACCGAAGAAUUAAAAAAUCCUUAUGUCAAUUUACCACGUGCUAUCUACAUUUCACUGCCUCUCGUGACACUAAUUUACGUCUUGGCAAACGUCGCCUACUUGGCAGUACUGACACCGCAAGCAAUGAUAGCCUCAGAAGCUAUUGCAGUCACUUUCGGUGACAAGAUACUCUCCUCCGUAGCGUGGAUCAUCCCAGUGAUGGUUGCCAUAUCUGCCUUUGGUGGACUAAGCGUUCACAUAAUGACGUCAUCAAGAAUGUGUUUCGUUGGUGCCAGAAACGGACACUUCCCUGCAAUGCUCAGUUUCAUCAACGUCGACAGGUUCACUCCGACUCCUGCUCUGGUGUUUUUGUGUAUUUUGUCUCUCGCAAUGCUGUGCACAAGCGAUGUAUUUGUAUUGAUCACGUACUGCAGCAUCGUUGAGUCGACCUUUAUCAUGUUCUCGGUAGCUGGAAUAUUGUGGCUGCGAUACAAAAGGCCGCAAAUGAAUCGACCUAUCAAAGUCUCACUCUGGAUUCCCGUGACUUUCGUGCUGAUUUGCGCCUUUUUGGUACUGGUACCGUGUUUUGAAAGACCCAUUGAAGUGUUCAUGGGAGUAGCUAUAACGCUGUCGGGUAUACCCGCGUAUUUCAUUGGCGUCGCUUGGAAGAAGAAGCCAAAGACCUUCCAAAAGUUAAACGAUAAAUUAACUGCCACCACUCAAAAAUUAUUGAUGUCUGCCAAGGAAGAGCAGGAAGAUUUUUGAAUGUCUUUAUCAAACGAACGUCAGUAAAUAGUGGGUUGCACUACUAUUUUGCUAAAAUGUCACGAAACGAUGACCAUUAGGGCUAUUAUGUGCCAUUGUUUUUGAUAGCUGCGAAACCAUGACUGAAAUAUCGCAAGACUAUGUACGAAUAUUUAUUCACAUAAUCACAUCGCGAAUAAGUCAGUAUAAAGUAAUUUUUACCUAUAAUUUAUUCAAGCUUUUUAUGAAUUAUAAAAUGAUAUCCUCCAAGAGGAUGAAUAAUUAUAAAAUUGAAAUUUUACACUGAUUUUAAAGUAUUACUUUGUAUUGACUUAUAGAUGUAUUAAACGAUUGAUCAACGAAAGUCGUUACAUAAUCUAGUGAAAAAUAUCAAUGAUAUUUAUUGGUGUAGCCAUUAGAUCUGAAAACCAGUGAAAGCUAAGCGGUACAAAUUUUUAAUACUACGAUGUUAAAGUAGAUAGAAGUACUUAUAUUAGCUGUGUUAUUUUUAAUUUUAAGAUAAUUUAUAUGGAUUUCCGGUAAAAAGAGAAAAAUUUGAAAAGAUGGUAUUUUUGAGUACCUAGAUGUUUUUACAAUUUUUUCUUCAUUAUUCCGAAGUUUAUGUCUUAAGUUAAGUCGAAAAAUCGUGUGAGUAAAAAUGUCUAUCUGUUGGAAGUAAAAUUUGUGGCCAAGAUAACUCCAGAACAAAAACAAAUAAUGUUCUGAAAUUUUAUGGUCACAUGUGCUAUCAUUAAACUUUGGAAAAUACCUAUUUUUGAGAAAUCGUUUUGCUAAACAAUUAACAACGUUUUUUAUUGCAACUGAUAACUUUUAGACUAGUAAAGUUUUCUGCUCAUUUGAAAAAUUGAAUCAAAAGAUGGCUUUAUUAGUUGAUUAUUAAACUAAAUCUAAAUCGAAUUUUUUGAAAUUAACCUGUAAUGUUAAAGAUAUUUAUUUGCAUGAAACGAAUUGCGUGUGUACUUGUUUAUAGACUGGUUGGAGAAUAAUGGAUGUUUAAAAAAAGCAAUGUAAAAGACCAACUACUCAACUGCUAAAAUAUGAUUUAAAAAAUUAUUCACCAAUUCAUUAGCUAUUUUCAUGAGUUCUUAAUAUCAUUUAGGUAACUGUUUCAAUAUUUUUGUGAAGUUUAGAAGCUUGCAUGAUGAAUAAAAAAAUUAUUUGCUUUGUGCUACUAAAAAUUAAAAUUGAUUUCAGUGUCGUAUGUAAGUUUUGUUUGAAUUCACUAACAUCUUUGAUCAAAUGAAAUAUAUAAAUUGAAAUUUUUUAUAUUUUUUUGAAAGAUGGUAAGACCAUCAAUGUCCAUUAUUCAUUACAUGUAAGUUAAUGCACAUCUAGCUUAUUAUUUAUAUCUGCUGGACUGUGAUAUACAACACAAAAUAUUAUAUAGUCUAACAACGAAACUGCAAGACUAUAAAAUGAAUGUAAAUUGUGUAACGCGUCUUAUAGAAACUUGUAAAAAGUUACCAAAUACUUUAAUUGAAACUCGACA
Copidosoma floridanum is the source of this 3055-nucleotide messenger RNA. RefSeq names its product solute carrier family 7 member genderblind (gene gb). Gene Ontology annotation, molecular function: L-amino acid transmembrane transporter activity. Gene Ontology annotation, cellular component: membrane. Lineage: Eukaryota; Metazoa; Arthropoda; Insecta; Hymenoptera; Encyrtidae. Gene Ontology annotation, biological process: amino acid transmembrane transport. The record is from RefSeq and is a predicted model, not a curated record.